UGCAUAGUGGGAAACCUGGCAGAAACCGACUGGAACCUAAUGAUAACCACCGUACAAGAUGGCGGACGAAGCGGCGUGGUUAAUGUUCUGACUUGCCUGACUUCUCGAGUUUUUCAACUCUCUCUUUCAAAUGUGACGCUUCUUAAGGUAGGUACUAGCUUAAAACGAAAGUUUUGCAUUUUUUUAAGGCCAUGAUAAACUGAAAGUAGAAUCUCAGAAACUAAACCCUUCAUGUAUAUGCCAUGUGUUUUGCUUAUUUUCCUUCUUCAGCAGUUUCAGUUGAAGUAAAGUUUGUACAUAAACCGUAAUAACGCUGGUCAUUUAAGUUUAUUGUGAAGUUUUUAACCUGUUCUUACUAAAUCCUCAUUUUUCUUUUACAGUUCUCAAGCCCUACUUCCAGUUUAUCCUGA
Porites evermanni is the source of this 410-nucleotide messenger RNA. The record is from the annotation of a GenBank genome assembly. Lineage: Eukaryota; Metazoa; Cnidaria; Anthozoa; Scleractinia; Poritidae.